AUGGCGGGCCGACCGGAUAAGUCCCGUCGGAUGAUCCCUUGGCUGUACGACCUCGUUCUGUGGCUCUUCACCUGCGCGCUGGACCUCUUUUUCCGCGAGAUCUACCCUCGUGGAGCAUGGAGAAUCCCCGAAAGAGGCCCCGUGCUGAUUGUCGCCGCCCCUCAUGCCAAUCAAUUCGUCGACUCGGCGAUUUUGAUGCAUCUGCUGAAGUCGCAGGCUAAGCGACGCGUGUCCUUCCUUAUCGCACAGAAAUCGAUGAAUGAGCCCUAUAUCGGGGCUUUGGCAUCAUGCAUGGGCGCUCUCCCCGUAGUCCGAUCGAUGGAUCUGACCAAGCCGGGCAAGGGUACCAUCUACCAACCCGAUCCCGAGAGCGAUCCAGCCCUCAUUCAUGGCAUCGAUACGGAUUUUACGCAACCUGAAUUCACAGGUGGCUCGCUCACGAUCAAAGGCAACAAUGCACCCGAGACUGCUUCAAUUGACGAAAUCCUCGGACCGACUACCCUUCGGCUCAAGAAGCCGUUCACCUCUCGACUUCCGGAUGAUCCGGGCCGUAAAGGCACGAGAUUCAAGGUUGCUCCCCACGUUGAUCAGAGCCAAAUGUUUGAUGCCGUCUACAAGGAGCUGUCCUCGGGAGGCUGCAUUGGUAUUUUCCCCGAGGGCGGCAGCCACGAUCGAUCCAAUUUGUUGCCUUUGAAAGCAGGCGCUGCCUUGAUGUCACUCGGUGCUUUAGCUCGUGAUCCCGAAUGUGGAUUAUCCAUUAUCCCCUGUGGCAUGAACUACUUCCAUGCCCACAAAUUCCGCUCUCGUGGUGUGAUUGAAUUUGGCCGGCCCAUCCAUGUGCACCCUGAUCAGGUUGCAGCCUUUAAAGCUGGCGGCACCAGUAAACGUAAUGCCGUUGGUUCUCUGCUUGAGACGAUCUAUGAGGGCCUCGAAUCUGUCACGCAGAUCAGCCCGGAUCAUGAGACUCUAAUCCUAGUGCAAUCCACCAGGAAGCUCUACAACCCCAUCAGCAAGAAAAUCCCGCUUCCACUGGUGAUCGAAUUCAACCGAAGACUCCUGAAAGGCUACACCAAGCACCAGGACGAUCCCAGAGUCAAAAAUCUCAAAAAGAUGGUGAAUGAGUAUAACCGACGCCUGGAAUCGCUUGGUAUCCGGGAUCACCAGGUCGAAUGGGGCAAUAUCGAGGAGAAGCCAUGGUGGCUCACUCUGAUCACCUUGUUCUACCGCCUGACCAAGCUUAUCGUUCUCAGUUUUGGUGUGUUGCCUGGAGUACUCCUCUUCUGGCCUGUCUUUGUCACGACCAAGGUCAUCUCGGAAAAGAAACGGCGCAAGGCACUUGCAGCUUCAGUGGUCAAGCUUCAAGGACACGAUGUCGUCGGCACUUGGAAAAUUCUCGUCGCCAUGGGGCUGGCACCCACUCUCUACGUGUACUAUACUAUCAUUGUGACGGCCUGGCUUCGCUAUAACCGCAACGAUGGUUACUACACUAAUUCUGUUCCUUGGUGGAUGGUGGCAAGAACAUACGUCCCCGAUUUCGUUCCAUUGUGGAUUUUCGCCGUGUGCUUCUACGCCCACAUGGGUUUCGUCAGCUAUGCGGCACUUCGAUUUGGCGAGGUUGGCAUGGACAUCAUCAAGUCUCUACCCCCUCUCCUGGUCGCCUUGAGCCCGCUAUCCUCUUCUUCCCUGAUUGACCUGAGACAACACCGAGAGGCCCUGUCCGAGCGAGUCACUCAGACGAUUAAUGACCUUGGUUUCGGUAUCAUGCCGGACGUCGAUGCCGAGAUUCCUACGGACUCGUACAAACUCGACGCUUAUCAAUCUUAUCUCAAGAGCAUGCCGCCCAGUGAGCCCUCUAGUCGGGAACGCAGCCGCAGUCGGUCUAAUGGCCCUGGUGGUGCUCCUUCGUUGAAGGCUCUUAGCUCGAUCAACUCGGAAGGAGAUCUAGCGGAGAUUGAUCGGAAGAUCCAGACCAAUCUGAAGGGGAGAGGUAGGCGGUCCAAUACCUUGACCACUUUUGAGACCGGCGAGUCGAUCCUUAAGUAUAAGCCUCUUACUACUGCGGAUGAUGAAAAGAAGAAGCAGAAGUGA
Molecule: messenger RNA, 2088 nt
Organism: Penicillium cataractarum
Lineage: Eukaryota; Fungi; Ascomycota; Eurotiomycetes; Eurotiales; Aspergillaceae
Product: lysophospholipid acyltransferase family protein
Exons: 1
Coding region: 1-2088 (695 amino acids)
Biological process (GO): phospholipid biosynthetic process
Cellular component (GO): endoplasmic reticulum membrane
Molecular function (GO): glycerone-phosphate O-acyltransferase activity; glycerol-3-phosphate O-acyltransferase activity
Source: RefSeq, a predicted model, not a curated record